CUUUCUUUCUUUCAUUCUACUCUUUCUCCUUAGGACCGACCGUACUUAGACCUUAGUCCCAUCUUUCUCUAUCCCCUUUCUCUCUCUCUCGUCUAGGGUUUCUGGAAUCGUCGCUUACCUCUCUGCCUCAGCAAAAGCAAUCCCCACUCAAUCUCCUGCUGCGCCAACUAAAGUUUUGCUCCGUUCCCCCCCGCUCUCAACUUCAGGUUCAGGUUUUCUGCAUCAGAUAAUAAAGGUUAUUCAAGGAGACUGCUCUUGCAAUGAGGACUUCAUGGGCUGAUGCUGCUGAGAAUGUUGACGCUGGAUCCUCCAAUUCUGUGGGGGCUGGUGAUGGCAGUGAGCGCCCAUCACUGCGCACGAAGCCUGCUUAUGUACCGCCUCAUCUUAGAGGCAAGCCCCCGGCAGCCGAGCCACUUGCCCCAUCUCUUAGUGGACCUCAGUCUGGCAACGAUAGGUCAGGUUAUGGUGGACAAAGUAGUGGUCCACGGUGGGCUGGCACUAGAUCUGAUUAUGGACGCCAUGGAUAUGGUGGUGGUGUUCGUGGCGGCAGUGGAUGGGGAGGUAGUGGUGGCAGGGAAAGGGAGGUCAAUCCUUUUGGUAAUGAUAAUGUCGAUGCUGAUGCGGAUCGUGUAUUUGAGGAGCAGGUGAAUACGGGUAUUAACUUUGAUGCUUAUGAGGAUAUUCCUGUGGAGACAAGCGGGGAUAAUGUGCCGCCACCUGUGAAUACAUUUGCAGAGAUAGAUUUAGGAGAUGCUCUUAAUUUGAACAUUCGCAGAUGUAAGUAUGUGAAGCCAACUCCUGUCCAGCGACACGCUAUACCGAUUUCGUUAGCUGGUCGGGAUUUGAUGGCUUGUGCUCAGACUGGGUCUGGGAAGACUGCUGCCUUUUGCUUCCCAAUAAUUAGUGGAAUUAUGAAGGGCCAGUUUCCCCAGAGACCUCGUGGUGUUCGCACUUUUUUUCCUCUAGCUCUUAUUCUUUCACCAACUAGAGAACUCUCAGUUCAGAUUUAUGAGGAAGCUAAAAAGUUUUCCUAUCAAACUGGUGUCAGAGUGGUUGUUGCUUAUGGUGGUGCACCAAUUAAUCAGCAGCUGCGUGAACUUGAGAGGGGAGUUGACAUCUUGGUUGCAACACCUGGUAGAUUGGUUGAUUUGCUUGAGAGAGCUAAAGUUUCAUUACAAAUGAUAAGAUAUCUGGCUCUUGAUGAGGCAGACAGAAUGCUUGACAUGGGUUUCGAGCCUCAGAUCAGGAAAAUAGUGGAACAGAUGGAUAUGCCUCCUCGUGGUGAAAGACAAACGAUGCUGUUUAGUGCUACCUUCCCCAAAGAGAUUCAGAGAUUGGCAUCUGAUUUUCUUGCAAGGUACAUCUUUUUGGCUGUUGGAAGGGUUGGUUCCAGUACAGAUUUAAUUGUUCAAAGAGUGGAGUUUGUACAUGAGGCUGACAAGAGAAGUUAUUUGAUGGAUCUACUUCAUGCACAGAGGGCUAAUGGAGCUCAGGGAAAGCAAUCUCUCACUCUAGUAUUUGUGGAGACUAAGAGAAAAGCUGAUUCAUUGGAGCACUGGCUAUGCAGCAAUGGUUUUCCUGCCACUACUAUUCAUGGAGAUAGAUCACAACAAGAAAGAGAGCUGGCUUUAAGAUCAUUCAAGAGUGGACACACUCCAAUAUUAGUUGCAACAGAUGUGGCAGCUCGCGGUCUCGACAUUCCCCAUGUUGCUCACGUGAUCAACUUUGAUCUCCCCCAUGACAUUGACGACUAUGUACAUCGGAUAGGGCGAACAGGCCGUGCCGGAAAGACAGGGCUGGCGACAGCGUUCUUCAACGAAAGCAACAUGUCUAUGGCAAAGUCGCUUGCGGAUUUGAUGAAGGAAGCGAAUCAGGAAGUGCCCGAUUGGCUGACUCGGUUUGCAAGCAGAGCUUCAUAUGGAACUAAAAGUAGGCGUGGAGGGGGCCGGUUUGGCGGCCGCGACUUCAGAAGGGAUUCGUCUUAUAGGAGCGGCGGCGGAAAUGACUAUUAUGGUGGCGGAAGUGGAGGAGGAUACGGCGGUGGUGGAGGAUACGGCGGUGGUUAUGGUGGUGCCGGAGGACAUGGAUCUUCGUCUGCUUGGGAUUGAGCUUCUUCCCCAUUCCAUGUUGUACCCUUUUAAUGUUAUUUGGCUAUGGUGGGUGGGUACCCCCAUUAUGAUAUUAUUACUAUUAUACCCUUUUUGUUUCUUGUUCUUUGACUCUGUCCCUACUCUCCAACAAUGGAGGGAGAAGAUGCAUAAGAUCCUCGAUUUAAGGCGAUUGAUUCUCCAUGAGAUAUAUAGACCACAAGACACUGAUGAUGAUGAUAAGCACUUUUGACUUGUUGCUAUUUAGGAAGAGGUCUGUAUUUGUAUGUCUGUGUCUUGUCUCUCUUUGCCUGUUGUACCUUUACGACACAGACAGAGUGUUGAGGGUGUAGCAAGAUCCUUCCUAAGAAUUAAUUAUUUUUUGUUGCUUUAAAUUGGAAUUGGAAUUGAAAUUGAUAUA
Andrographis paniculata is the source of this 2508-nucleotide messenger RNA. Its product is annotated as DEAD-box ATP-dependent RNA helicase 37-like. Gene Ontology annotation, cellular component: nucleus. NCBI's taxonomy places the organism in Eukaryota, Viridiplantae, Streptophyta, Magnoliopsida, Lamiales, Acanthaceae. Gene Ontology annotation, molecular function: ATP binding; RNA binding; RNA helicase activity. The coding region runs from base 261 to 2108 and encodes 615 amino acids. The record is from RefSeq and is a predicted model, not a curated record. The transcript is spliced from 7 exons.